Messenger RNA from Chanos chanos (milkfish), 1128 nucleotides. RefSeq names its product THAP domain-containing protein 5-like. The record is from RefSeq and is a predicted model, not a curated record. Gene Ontology annotation, cellular component: nucleus. Lineage: Eukaryota; Metazoa; Chordata; Actinopteri; Gonorynchiformes; Chanidae. The coding region runs from base 1 to 1128 and encodes 375 amino acids. The transcript is spliced from 3 exons.
AUGCCUCGAUAUUGUGCCUAUACAUUUUGUAAGAACCGUGGCGGAAUACCUGCAAAAGACAACAAAAGAAUAAGUUUUUAUCCUUUCCCAUUACGAGACGAAGUGAGACUUAAGAAGUGGAUCUCGAACAUGAGACGUGGAGAGUGGGUCCCAAGUCGGCAUCAGUAUUUGUGCAGUGAGCAUUUCACAGAGGAUUCCUUCGACCUUCGCUGGGGAAUCCGCUACCUGAGGCACACCGCCAUUCCAACCAUUUUCCCUGAACAUAAAAUCAACCGAUCUCACAGCAAGAAGAGUCCCAAAUCCAAACUUAAGUCACGUGAUGAUGACGUCCAGCUCAUCAGGACUUCUUCGCCUCCUCGGAAGAAACCGCUCAUUCUGAGGAAGGAGAGCAGACGAGACAGCGCCCUGCUGAAUGGCCUAGGUAGUGGGUCAGUGAAUGUGUCACCGGUUCCCGCAGUGGUGGUAGUCAAAGACCUCCCUUUAGACGCUGAGGAUUCGGCCACCGAGCUUUUCCGCAUAGAGAGAGUGUUCUCUGGUAUCAAAACAGAUCUGAGUGACUCUGUGGCUGAACUGGCCGGAGGAGGGGACAGGGACGUGUUGACUGAAUCAUGUGGUAGGGUACUCAGUGAGACAAGCAGCCAGAAUGUUAAAGCUGACUCCACUGUAACAGUGCUGUGCUGUGAAACAGCUUCUCCUCUUACCAGUGGAGAACAGGACUCAGACUGCUCAAAUCCUGCUCUGAUGAUCAGCGCUGUCUCUGUGGAUGCAGAGAAAGAGGGAGUGGACAGUAGUGUAGAGGGGCCUGAGGAGGGUACCAGUGAUGGGGAGCUUAUUCUCCCGUGUGAGCACUCCUACUUCAGACAGGACACUGAAAAAGAACAUCUGUGGAGACGCAUCGCCAGCCUCCACACUAAGAUCACUGAGUUGGACAAGAGAGAGGAAAGCACGGUUGCCAAGAUCAAGUCGGUGGAGAGUGAAAUAGCUUACCUGAAAAAACGUAACAGUGUAUGUGAAGAGAGACAGAAAGCCCUCGAAGAGUAUUUCACCACUGUACAUUCUUUUUUCUGCCUCACUGGACUGUCAUUAUCUAAGGAACCAGUGAUUCUAGAAUCACUCGGCCACUCAUAA